Ceraceosorus bombacis is the source of this 521-nucleotide messenger RNA. NCBI's taxonomy places the organism in Eukaryota, Fungi, Basidiomycota, Exobasidiomycetes, Ceraceosorales, Ceraceosoraceae. The record is from the annotation of a GenBank genome assembly.
UGGGGAUCAGCCAUCAUCCACUCGACUGACUGCUUCCAACGAACACUGUCUCUUGCAUCUCUUCACAAACGCAAAAACUUUUUUGAAUUCGGGAAAAAAUGGUCUUGUCCGGUCUGUAUCCUGCCUUGAGGCUUUCACGAGAGAAGAAGGAAAUCGAACGGGUGUUCAAGAGGCACGAGGAGAAGAAGGGGGCAAAGAGGACAAAGGCGGGAGCGGGUGAAGCGGGGUCAUCGAGAUGUGAUUUGGCCGCUGGAGCGGACGAGAGGAGGAGUACGGGUGGCGCACAGAUGGGCAUCAGUCCUACAGCUGGAACUAGUCAGGAGACUUUGCCUACCUACCAGAGUGCGCUCGAGGCGCCUCGCGUGCAGCAGUAGACGAGUGAGUGGAAGAGCGAAAUGUUGAUUCAGAAUACGCAACCAUGCAGGCUUCACGCUGAUGUGUGCACGACUUGAUCGCUCUGAGCGCGUUUCAAAUUUGCAUUCUGGUGGGAUUGCGACUCUCUACGGACAGCUUGCUGCGCC